GUGUUUAGUAGGAGUGGGGUUUCGGGAGAGAAGUAGCGUCUGUCUCUCACGGGCGCAUUGCCUCGCCUAUUGUUUGUUCAAACUCGUGUAUAUACCCAUUCCCCCCUUUCACGCGGAUACACGUUUAAAGGAAAAAAACGUUUAUGGUCCUGGCUGAAGAUUUCACGAUGUCUCGCACCGACGAGGUUCACCGCAUGACGGAAAAUGUCUAUAAGACCAUCAUGGAGCAGUUCAACCCCUGCUUACGGAACUUUGUUGCCAUGGGGAAGAACUAUGAGAAGGCCCUCGCCAAUGUGACAUUUGCUGCCAAAGGCUACUUUGAUGCUCUGGUCAGAAUGGGUGAACUGGCCAGUGAGAGUCAAGGAUCCAAAGAUUUAGGGGAUGUGCUGUUCCAGAUGGCUGAGGUCCACAGACAGAUCCAAGUGCAGCUAGAGGAGAUGUUGAAAUCCUUCCACAACGAGCUGCUCUCUGAGCUGGAGAAGAAGGUGGAGCUGGAUGCUCGUUAUCUGACUGCUGCCCUGAAGAAAUACCAGGUAGAACACAAGAGCAAAGGGGAGAGUCUGGAGAAGUGCCAGGCUGAACUGAAGAAGCUGCGCAGGAAGAGCCAGGGCAGCAAGAACCCCUCUAAGUACGGAGAGAAGGAGAUGCAGUUUGUGGAGACCAUCAGCAGUAAGCAGACUGAGCUGGACACCUUCAUAGCUGAGGGAUACAAGACAGCCUUGUCUGAGGAGCGUCGCAGGUACUGCUUCCUGGUGGACCGCCAGUGUGCCGUGGCCAAGAACAGCAGCGCCUACCAUGGCAAGGGCAAAGACCUUCUGACCCAGAAGAUUCCAGUGUGGCAACAGGCUUGCUCAGACCCCAACAAGCUGCCAGAGAGGGCCAUGCUCCUUGCCCAGCAGAUGGGCUCUGCCGCCCUUGGGGGCACAAGCCCCCUGCACACCUCCAAAUCCAACCUGGUCAUCUCAGACCCUAUCCCUGGGGCCCAACCUCUUCCUGUACCCCCAGAGCUGGCUGUCUUUAUGGGCAGUGGCCUGGGACACCCAGCGAGGCUGAUGGGCCCUGAUGGUAUGUCCAUGGUCAAUGGGACAACAGGAGUCCACGGGGAGGAGUAUUGGACAGAUGGAGGGACUAUGUCCGUGUCCCAAGUCAGGCCUUCAUCCCCUCAGACCCAAGCGCAGGGCCAGUCCCAGGCUCAGCCCCAGAGACAGGUCAGCGACGUCUACUCCAACACCCUCCCUGUCCGCAGGCCUGCCCCCGCCAAGAACAAGAACCCCGUGGGAGAGACACGGACCCUGCCCAGGUCCAGUUCCAUGGCAGCAGGCCUGGAAAAGAACGGGCGUUCCCGUGUCCAGGCAAUAUUCUCCCACGCUGCAGGUGACAACGGCACCCUGCUCAGCUUCUCUGAGGGAGAUGUCAUCACCCUGCUAGUGCCUGAAGCCCGCGAUGGCUGGCACUAUGGGGAGAAUGAGAAGAAUAAGAUGCGCGGCUGGUUCCCAUUUUCCUACACACGUGUGCUCCCUGAGAGCGACAAUGAGAAGCUCAAAGUGAAUCUGCACCAUGGGAAAAGUAGCAGCACAGGGAACUUGUUGGAGAAUGAUGGAUCACUGCCCACACCUGACUAUGGCCUGACCGCCCGACUGCUUGCACAGAGCCUAGCACAGACCCGCCCACGCCCCUACAGCAUGGCAGGCUUCGGCACACAGCCUGCUAUUGAGGAUUAUGAUGGCCGCUUUGCCACAAGUGACAGUCCUGAUGGCAAAUUGAUUUCGACUGUGUGAGAACAGACAUACAGACAGACACAGACAGCUCCGGAUAGCACAGGGGCCUCUUCCUCCCCAUCUUUCCCUCCUCUUAGCCUCCCUCCUGUCCGCUUAUCUCCACCUCUCCUCCUCUGCCUCCACACACACCCCUUCUCCAAGUGGAAGAGGCCAGUUUCAUCCCUCCUUUCUGUCCUCUCUUCCUCCCCGGGUCCCUCCUUUCCUCCUUCCAUCCAUCCUGGGGGCUGCUGCUGGUGGUGUCGGUGUGGACAGUAGCGGUUGGUGGGUGGAGGAUUGCGUUGAGCGAGAGAGCCAGAGCGGGGCCUACCUGCUCGGCAUGCAGCGAUAUGGACUCUGAGUACUCUAUCUCUGAUCACAGUCCACCAUCAUGGACUGAUCUCUCAAGAGACUGCCUUUGCUACUGCUUGUCUUUCAUGCAUGUACAUGGUUGUGUCAUUUUGUCAAACUAAAGGACAUGUUCAUGUACUGUACAAGUGCCAAAAGACUUCAAUGUGGUUGUACUAAAGCCACUGGCUGAAUGGCCUUCUUUUUUAAGCACACGUUAGAGUUCCCAUCCAACACACACGCUCAUAAAAGCUUUGCUCAAAGUAAGGCUGUGCAGCAGAUUACUAUGUUUCUGUUCUGAGAGAUCCCGUAGGUCGCGCUGUGCUUCCUCGUGUCAGUGCUAGACUUGAUUUUCCGUCCAGAGGUUGUGUGUCAUAUCUGCCUUACUUUGCUUCUUUUUUUUUUUCUAUUAAGCACAUACUUUAUGGGCAAUGAAGCACAUUUUCAAAUUGAGCUUCAAGAAUAUACAGUAUAUAUAAAUAUAUAUCUACAUAUAUAGAUUGUUUCCAUCAGUCCACCAAAUUGCACUGUAUUAUGAUCAUUGCAAAAACAUGUUUUCCUAUAAAUUUUCAAUUAAACUUUCCACCCUCGGCCCCACAGAAACUUUCUGCCACUCUUGGCCAAACUUACUGCCAAAAUUGUCAGUUAUAAUAAAAUGCCGUACUCUGAUAACCUUCAGUUUGGUCGUUUUCUGAAGCUACAGCGAGUUUGGAGGGGUCUGUAAUCUUCUGUUGCGUAUCCUCAAUAACAGCUGUGAAUUAGUUUUAGGUUAAAUGACAACCACGGCUUUUGCAGCUCUCAGUGUUAUUUAUGAUUGUAUUCCCUGAGUGGCUGUGUAGUUUUUGGUCUUUUUAUUUAAAAAAAAAAAAAAAAAAAUGUCCUUGUAAAAAGAAAAGUGUUUAUCUUAUGCAUGCUGUGGAGGGAAACCAGAAAAUGUGAUACUGAAAAUUGACCUUGAAUGUAUGGUGACUUUUUACAAAGGUAUUCUAAAUAAAACAUAACUCUAUAUAUUAAUAAACGGUUUGGUCUGACGAGAAAUCUGUUCUGUCAGUUCUGACAUUUUCAGUUUUGUUGCACAUUUUCCUUGUUUCUAAGUUAUGGCUCUGAACUGAUUUUCUUUCUCCCUUAAAUGUUUGAAUUAAUUCCUUUUUUUUUUUCUUUUUUUUAAAAAACAUUCUGUGUGAAUCUUUUCAAGCCACAACUGUGUUUCAAGCAUGCAGUUUCAUCCCCUCCCCUAGUAACACCCAUAGCAUCUGUGCUGCUCUGUUUCAUUGUAAAAAAACAACCGAGUGUGUCAGUGUGGUGGUGUUGUAUACAGUAUGUGCAUUAUGAUUACGUGAACUCUGCCUGCUUAUCUUAUUUUUUUGGUUGUAUUUCAUACGUUUGGCUUAUGUUUGAUUUGUAUUUGAAACAAUAAUGAACACAAUUUAGCAGACAAAACUUCAGAACACCAGCCUGUUGACUGCAUUGCAUUUCCAGUAGUGUUGAUUUCCACUAAGGCUCACAUAGUUUAGGAUUUAAAAAGGAGCAUACAGUGUAUGGCAUGUUGAGCAUGCGGUGUGUACUUCUGUUUUCCAUCCCUCAUUUCAGUUAAAGUUAUUAUUGUCAACCUACAGUAUGCUCAUCUUGCACCAGACUAACCAGCAGUGUCGUUACAAAAUGUGACCCAUGCAUGAUCUGAGAGGUGAGCCAUUCAAACCCAAAGGUUCUCUUUACCUUCCAGUUUGGGUCCAGAAUUGUCCCGGUUCUGAGGGAACAGGACCUCCGUAAGUCAUGAGCCUCCAUUGCCUUUCAGCCAACCAAUCACUUUUCUCCUUCUCUCUUGUACUGCCUGGUUCUCUCUGCUGUCAUUGGCUGUCUGGCUGCAGUAGGAUGCUGGGAAUCACUGGUCUUUUCUGUCCUUGGGCCUCCAUGGAUGUGGCAGCAUUUGGUUCUGUCAGUCCUGAAGGCCUUGGGUUGUAAAAGAAUUACUUUGAUUUUUUUUUGUGUGUGUGUCUGUAUCACAAUAUCACACAGAGGAGACACUAACCCUGCAUGCGUGCCUUUUUCCCCAUAUUUUACUAGAGUUUUCUCACUACAUGCUUGCUAAAACUCACAGUACUGCAACUGUUUGCUCAACUUAGUGUAAGAAACAAAAAAUAUGGGAAGGCCGAUUUUCUUUUGGGUGUGGUUACGUAGUUUACCAUGUAUCUCUCUAAAUGUGGUCAUGUUUUCAACCUAACGGUCACUGUUCCUUGUCUCACCCCUCCUCUCCCCACAGUGACCGUUCCCUGGAGGUCUACCUCCGGCCCACCUUCAUUGAUGACCGAUCUGCACCCAUCUUCUACUAGCGGCCUGCUGUCCCCCUUUGUCCACUAAUGGGCCCUUUUGAAGGGGAGAAAGAAAAAUGCUAACAUUGACAUGUUUGAGCUGUAUGAUGUUAACACAAGAGGGCCCAGAAGUGUGAUUGGGGGGGGGCGGGGGGGUUCACCUCAAGGAACAUGUUACACUAAGAAUAUAGUUUCUCUGCCGUGGAAAUUCACUCAGAGAAUUUCCGGUUAAUCCUCGAUGUUUUUGCAAACAUUUCCACAAACAUUGAAUGUUUCAGCCUGAACAUUCUAGUGCAAGUGUGACAGUAGAUUUUAUUAGUUCUUCUCUAGAUCACACGAGGUGUGGUUAAGGUGUGGCUAAUAGGUUUUUACUAGUGAUGCAGUCACAUUGUUAUUAUUUAUCUGCACUUCUACUAUGGGAUUUCAGUUUUUCUUCAACACUAUACACUGUAAAUUUAAUUUGAGGAUUAUUUACAUUAAUGGGCAGUGAAGGCACACGCUGCAUUAGUUGUUUUAAGUGCGGCUUGAGGGUGAAUGUAAGAUGGUCAUAACGGUUUUCAGUGCAUCACUGUAAUAUGCACUGAAGACAAAGUGUAGGUUUGAUACUGCCACAGAUAGCUAGCACUGAACAGUUCUUGAGUAUAAGUCUGCUUUUGUUAAGUGAUAUAGUACUAUAUAUUUACUAGUUGUGAUACAGUAUACCCACAUUUUCAAUGUGGGAACUGUGCCUUUCUUCUAUUUUUUUUUUUUGGUUUGUUUUUUUAAACAUAUGCUUCAUGCAGCAUUGACCCAAUCAUUAUGUAAACUGGUUUGAGGGCGUAUGCAUCAGUUUAACUUGUAUUUUUUAUAUUCCUGAAAAUAUAAGUGGGAUUAUUUCAAUAUUUGUGUUGGUUGCUUAAUGUCAAGAUUUUUUUUUUUUUCUUUAAUUCUUUUGCUUAACAAGCUCCAGUACAGUGCAAUUGCAAUUCCACCAAAAUAAUACAAUAUGUUGAAUUGCUGUUCUUUCCUUUGCUUUAAAUUUCAGUAAUAUCUAAGCUGCCAGAUAGCCAAGAGAUGAAAUACAGUGCAUACAUAAUGGGUCUUUUUUAUAUAUACAUUUGCUUUGAGGGAGUGGUAGCUUAUCAGAUAAGGUACAGUAUUAUCAUAGCUUUUGAUUCUCAGUAUUAUACAUUCAUCUGAGAGAGAAAAGCUUAGAGCAGAGGCAUUUAUAACUGUAUGUGAUGGAAAAGCAAUGUGUAAAUGAGCUGAAAUGCCUCUUAGACUGCAAUAAAUCAACAGUUACAUAAUGAAAAGUAAAUUUUCCAUGGGUGAGUCCUUUACACUGAGUGGUAUGAUCAGGCUUUUAUUACACAGCUCAUUUGGGCAGCAAAAUGCAUUUUUUACUUUUUAUAUAGCUUUCCAUUUUGUCCAUUUGUCACUCUUGUCCCUGUUUGUAUUAUAUCUGUACUGUACAGAAAGUGCAUAUAAAUUAUCUUGUCCAAAAUAAAUCUAAAUGGGCACAAACCUCA
Micropterus salmoides (largemouth bass) is the source of this 5919-nucleotide messenger RNA. RefSeq names its product BAR/IMD domain containing adaptor protein 2a (gene baiap2a). The record is from RefSeq and is a predicted model, not a curated record. Gene Ontology annotation, molecular function: protein binding; cytoskeletal adaptor activity. The coding region runs from base 144 to 1778 and encodes 544 amino acids. Gene Ontology annotation, cellular component: cytosol; nucleoplasm. The transcript has 14 exons. NCBI's taxonomy places the organism in Eukaryota, Metazoa, Chordata, Actinopteri, Centrarchiformes, Centrarchidae. Gene Ontology annotation, biological process: actin crosslink formation; positive regulation of actin filament polymerization; actin filament bundle assembly.